UACUGACCCGUGACCCUAGUAGAUGACUUCCGGGUUUUACCUGCGCGUUUCUCCAAGGUUGGACUUUGACUUCGUAAACAAGAAUACAAACAACUGACUCGUAAACAACAGUGUCAACGACAACUAUUGCUGUAUGACGUUUGUCAUGAUUUAUUAAACGUUCUGACUAAAGGUAUCACAUUGCAAUUUUGGGGAAUUUGACGUUAUACCCUGGAAUAUGGAGCCCGCGCCCUCGGCACAAGGGCCCGGCGCGACCUCGGGACAAGACUUGGUGCCCCAGGAACGUCGCCAGUUGCAGUUAGAGUUCUCUGAGAUCACAGGAAGCACUCUGGAUCGGGCGAGGUUUUACCUGCUGAAGAAUGGCUGGCGUCUUCAGGAUUCCAUCAACGACUAUUAUGACCCCAGUGAGGAAGAGGUGAUAGAUGUGACACCUGCAGUCCAAGCACCUGUGCCCAGCAGUACCUUGGACACUUCACAGGAUGUACAUACUAGUAGUCGUAUCAGCUCAGAGCGAGAUCUGGACACAGCAGACGGCUCAGAACAGGCCACCGGUACCGGUAAGAACCAGUCUGAACCAGUCACCCCCGGUUUUACCCUGCUGACAUGGAACAUCAAUGGACUCGAUCAGAGGAACAUUCUGGAAAGAACGAAAGCUGUGUGCAACACAAUAAAUAGUCUAUAUCCAGACGUAGUGUUCCUACAAGAAGUCAUUCCUCAGACGUUUGAGUACAUCGAGGCGAAGUGCGACCGUUACAAGGCCAUCGCUUCGGGAACGGAGCAGUACUUCACCGCCAUGCUGCUGAGGAAAAGUAGCAUCACAUUCAUCAGCCAGAACAUUCAGCCCUUUCCAACCACGCGAAUGAUGAGAAAUCUGCUGAUAGUGAAGGCCAUGUUCGGCAGUGUUCUGGUGUGCCUGAAGACCACACUUCUAAUGGCCAGGUUUGGCAGUGUUCCCCUGUGCCUGAUGACCUCGCACCUGGAGAGUACCAAGGACCAUGCAGCCGAGAGGAAACGCCAGCUGCAACAGGUGCUGCAGACCGUCAUGCAGCAGGACCAAACCAACACCGUCAUCGUGGGGGGUGACUUGAACCUCAGGGAUACAGAGGUUGCCGCGGUGGGAGGGUUGCCUGCUGGAACUGUGGACUUCUGGGAAGCCUGUGGCAGCCCACUUCAAUUCAAGUUCACAUGGGACGUCUCCAAAAACGAUAACCUUGACUGGCAGCUAAAGUUCCGCCCCAAAUGUCGGUUCGACCGCGUGUACGUCCGCUCCAGUCGCCCAGAUCAGCUCGCUCCAGAAAGUAUCAAAUUUGUCGGGACGGACAGACUAGAGGGGUGUCGCAGAUUUCCCAGCGACCAUUGGGGCUUGUUGUGCAAGUUUGUGAAACCGUGCGGGAGGCAAGUUCAACAAAAUCUGGAGCAGACAGACGUCAGUGAUAACAAAACAGGAAACAGGGCAAAAAGAGCUAGAACAACUUGAACGUCUGCUUAAAGGCAACAUGUUUGUACAGAACUGUUGUAUAAACUACAGUCUUUGUCAGUAGUUAUGAAACAGGAAGAAAGGAAAAGGGGGGGUUUAACACAACUCAAAAUUCUGUUUAGAUCAACAUGUUUAUAUGAUCAGCAAAAAGUUAUGAAAAGGGAAGAAAGAUUAAAAGGCUUAAAUUAACUUAAAAUUCCACUUUAGAAAAUCAUAUUUGUAACGUUAUAGUUACAUAAACUUUCAUCAUUGCCAGUGCUGAUAAAAGAGAAAGAUAAUGGAAAAGAUUUGAAACAACUCGAUAACUCAAAAUUGCCAUAUGUACAUUAAUAGGGGUCUUUGUCAGAUGGGUUUUAGAGAUUUGUAAUCUAGAAAAGAAGUCUAACUCAAUAGAUGGAAUUGGUGUGACAUCAUGUCAGGAAAAUUGAACAUUAGAGUUGAAGGAGAACAGAUAUGUCUUCUGGUCUACAAAUUGGCAUUAGCUGUAUGCCGUUGUCUUUCACUUUUUAAUAAAACCAAUUACACCAUUAUGUCAAGAAAUUAUUUCCUCAUCAUUGAUACCAGAGCCCAAAUAUUUGUAGAAAGA
This is a messenger RNA of Branchiostoma floridae (Florida lancelet), 2063 nucleotides long. RefSeq names its product tyrosyl-DNA phosphodiesterase 2-like. Gene Ontology annotation, molecular function: single-stranded DNA binding; 5'-tyrosyl-DNA phosphodiesterase activity. The transcript is spliced from 7 exons. NCBI's taxonomy places the organism in Eukaryota, Metazoa, Chordata, Leptocardii, Amphioxiformes, Branchiostomatidae. The record is from RefSeq and is a predicted model, not a curated record. Gene Ontology annotation, cellular component: cytoplasm; PML body. Bases 218 to 1477 code for a protein of 419 amino acids. Gene Ontology annotation, biological process: double-strand break repair.